Messenger RNA from Olea europaea var. sylvestris, 1931 nucleotides. Its product is annotated as vinorine synthase-like. The record is from RefSeq and is a predicted model, not a curated record. The transcript has a single exon. Lineage: Eukaryota; Viridiplantae; Streptophyta; Magnoliopsida; Lamiales; Oleaceae. Bases 364 to 1719 code for a protein of 451 amino acids.
UCCUAUAUGAGACAACUUUCUCACAGUUCUCCUUCAACACGAAAUCAUCAUCCAAUGCAUCAACUUAGAGAUUCAAUUUCUCAUUCAUCCGAACAUCAAUUUUGGCAAGUAAAUAACUGAUUUCAAUAAUCUCGAGGAGGAGAACACAAAUCAAUUCUGAUCUUUCAAAAUGAACGAACAGGUCCAUUCAAAAUUAUGUGAAAGCAGCCCAUUAGCCAUUUAUUUUUUCCGAUACUAGCUACUCAUGCAACUCCGCGUACUGCACGCAAGUCUCUCAUAAGAAAGUAGAAGUUUACCAGAAUUGUAAGUUAUUAGUUUCUCCUAAAGAAUCUACUGCUGAUACUUUCUUGGAAGUUGAUCACAAUGGAAGUUGAGAUAAUUUCAAGAGAAAACAUCAAGCCCUCUUCACAAACACCUCAUCACUUGAAAACCUACAAACUUACACUGUUAGAUCAAAUCAUUCCUCCUGUUUAUUAUCCAGUUCUCCUGUAUUUCCCCGCAGAUCAGCCUAAUUUCAGUGCAGAUGUUGAAUUCAUUUCUCACAGAAUACUACUUCUGAAACGAUCACUUUCUUUGAGUAUAACUCGUUUCUACCCGUUUGCUGGAAUAAUCACAGACAGUCUAUCUGUUGAUUGUAACGACGAAGGGGUUCCUUUUGUCGUGGCUAAAGUCAGAGGUUGUCUAUCGAAUUUUCUCGAUCAACCUGAUCUUCAACGGGUUCAAAGUUUCCUGCCUUUCGCGUUUAGUUGGGAUGAAAAAGCACAGGGAUCGAACGUUUUAAUGAUACAAGUGAAUGUUUUCGAUUGUGGUGGACUAGUGAUUGCCAUAAAUGUAUCCCACAAAGUAGCAGAUGGCAUAACACUCUGUACAUUUUUGAAAGAUUGGGGCCUAAUGGCACAAGGGUCUAGCCAAGAAAUAUUUCCUGAUUACAUGGCACAAUCUAUUUUUCCACAGAUAAAUAGCCUGCCAGACGAAAAGCACUUAUUUUCUGAUAUUAAGCACUUCUUGAAAAUAGCCAAGUACGUUCCAAGAAGAUAUGCUUUUGAUGCCUUGGCCGUAUCCACACUUAAGGCCAAAUCUACAAGCUCAGCGGUCAAAUCCCCCACGCGUGUUGAAGUUAUUUCAGCAUUCAUCUGGAAAUGUUUCAUGGCUGCAAAAUCUGGUUCAUCUUCGACAUCUUUACUGACUCAUGCGGUGAACUUGAGAAGAAAAACCGUGCCGCCCCUUUCUGAAAAUUGUUUUGGGAAUUUCUUAUGGAUAGCAGCAGCACAAAAUAGUAAUGAAAACGAGACAGAUUUGAGAACCCUGGUGAGCAAAAUAAGGGAAUCGAUAAGUGAAAUUGACGAUGACUUUGUUAAGAAUAUGCAAAGCGAAAAAGGGUGUCCUGGUUACUAUGAAAAUCUUGAGAAAACUUCACAGAGGAUUCCUAAAGAGUCUGGAAUUUUGUGUUUCAGCAGUUGGUGUAAGUUUGGAAUAUAUGAUAUCGACUUCGGCUGGGGAAGGCCAAUCUGGGCAUCCAACUGUGUACCUGCGUAUUCAGAAUCCCUAUUGCUCAAUAGUGUCACACUAAUGGACACGAGAUCUGGGGAUGGAAUUGAAGCGUUAGUGAUUCUAGAUGAAAAAUAUGUUGCAGCAUUCGAAAACAAUAAGGAGCUUCUGGCUUUCGCUUCCAUUGAUCCUAGUCCAAUGGUACUAGGGAAGCAGGCAUUGCUUUCAUAAAUCUUGCUGAGCUCUUGAGCAGUAUCUCUACUACCUCAGCAACUUCAUGUUAUUCUCUUUCUUGUUAUAAUGUAUUGUUUGUUUUUCAUUAAGCGCAGCCAUGUAAAAUUUGUGUUUUCUCUUUAGCUUUUAUCACCUAUUUAAAGCUUGAUUAGACUCAAGAUGAUAAGGGCUUUAUAUGAUGAUCAGCAAGACACUUCCCUUUUCAAGAU